UAUGUAUCGAAUCGACUUCAAUUUGUACCGAAACUACUUGUAUCGCAACGACUUUGUAUCGAAACGACCGGUAACCACGAAUACGAUGAGUGGUGUGGUUACGAUAAUGAAAGGAAUUACUUUCCCUUCGUUCGCUUGGAAAAAUUGUUUUCCCCGCGGAAUGUCCGCUGGAGGAUAGAGGCAACGUUUUUCACGGGCGAUUGUAUCGUUGCAUCAAGAGAAAGUUGUGGUCCGGCAGCAAAGAUGACCCCGAGGUAUGCAUAGCUAGAAUUAAAUGUGGAGACUUUGAAAUGGUAUAAAUUAAAAAGCUGCGGGAAUAAAUAGAAGAAAUGAGGAAUUAUUCAAUAUCCGAAAAUUUAGAAAUCGAACUGUUCGAAAAUAUAAUUAAGCUCCUAUUAGAAUAUUCAUCAUCACUUCAAAUUACUUACUUUUUAAUCUCGUAAGUGUACGAAGGACCGUUCUGCUGGCUGAAUUUCUCACCAUUUUCGCCUUGAAAAUUAUCUUCAACUGCAGAAACCGUCAUGGUACAAGCGAAGAGAAGAAAGAGAGCAAGAUGAACCUUCGAAGUCAUUUUGUCCCACCGAAAUCUGCACAAAUCCCAACAAAUUACAUAUUAAAACGCGGCAAAUUAAUUCAACUCUUUGAAUUUGGCGGUGCAUUUAUUAUUCCGAGCAUGCACUGUCGAGCCAGUCCAGUUUUUCUCGACCCGCUGCUUUCAAGACCGAUCACGCUUUUGUAAAUUUACAUCCAAACCGACGGAAAAAAAUAUAAAAAUGCCCCAUCAAAAUCUUGACAAAACAAGAAUCGCAGAAAGGCGAUUUUUAACUGGGCUGCAAAGGGGCUAUUUGUUCUGAGGGGAGGGGGCGGCUAUACACACUUAGGCUACCAUAAAACCUUGUCGGCAACCAUUGCAUGCAACAGAAUCUCAUGUGAGACUGAAACAUAAACUCAUUCAGACUCUUUUGAAAGACUUUCGUAACCAAAAAAAAAAGAGUACCAUUUUUAAGUGGGGGCUGUAUAAUAACUUUUAAAUUCCACCAUUAUGAAUAAAAAUAAACAAGUUAGCCAUUAACUCUUAACAGGAAACAAUCUGCAUUAUUUCCACGCACCCCUCCCCCAAUCCCUCUGUGCCCCAAAAUAUAGCGUGACAGUAUAACGUGACUAAUUUGACGUAACCGGAAAUUCCAAAAAUUGUUGUCCUUCUAGCAAGAUACAGAUACAAACAAAAGCAAACCCCCUGAAACCUCGACGUGGGCUACGCUUGUAUGCUCUACUCAGUCACCAAACCUUGUCAGUAAUAGCUCCUAUUUUCCUCAAGUCGCUCUCUGUGAAGCUCCCGGAUGGGAUGUCCCGGAGAAGCUUUAAACUUGUGUUCGAAAUUCUCAGAGUUCCUAUUUUUGUCCGUGUCUUCUUUAUCCUCAGUAUCCGAAAUUUAGACCUCCAAAGUGGCGUGUGUUGCAUUAAAUAGAAGGAAAUAUUUAAAGGAAAAGCCAGUCUUCUAACAUGGCAAAGUUGUCACGUCCCUCGCUCACGGACGUGCGUCACAUCAGGAUUUCAUCUGCCAUUCAUCGGCAACUGAGUUGUUCACUUCACUGACUAUGACGGCUUACAAUCAAGUCUUCAGCCAUAGUGUCGUCAACUUGUGAAAUACUUUGCUCAUAAAUUGUGCUUCUUAAUUGCUCAUGUACUACAUCGAUCGAUAGUUCACGAAGCGGCCACGGCGUUCCAAACCUGAUGCUCACAGUCAUCUUUUCAGUCUUUUAGUAUGAACCUACCGUGAACGGCGUGUCGGUUUGAAUGCAACGCGAGCAUUUCUCUGAGUUUCCCAGCGCCAACAUCAUCUAACUGACUUAAACUCGAACAAUAAAAAAAUUAUAGAGUGACUCCCAUGAUCGAAUUGCUUUGAACAACGCAAAUAGCCUUCUUCAGGUUCGUAACGCCUUGUGGGUUUUUCAGGGGGAGCACAGACAAGGUACAAAAAGUAUCAGUGCAAGGCUCCGUGCAAGAGAAACUCAAAUGAAACCAUUUGUGAAAACAUCGUUUCUCGAUACCAGACCCUCGUGUCUUCCCUCCCCCGGGAGACCACUUUUUGACACCAACGACCGAAAGCCCAUUUUAUGACCGGGCCGCACAGGCAGCCCAGUAAUAACCCAAGUUUUUCACCACUAGUAGCUUAGAUAGCACUUAGCUCAAUACCGGUGGUGCAUUUGUGAUACAUCUCCUACUUUGAGAAAGAAAGGCAAUAUUCUGCAGAAAAUAGCGUGUUUUCAGCUCUAUUUUACCGGAAGUUGAGGCCACCUGAUGUGACAUAGGGCAAAUGUCGCAAUGAGUUUGAUAUGUAAACACCAAUUUGGCUUCAGGAAAAAUUAUUCCACUGAGCAAGCAAUUCUUGAACUCACUGACAGUCUUAAAAUGAAAAUUGACAGCAAUGAAGCUAUAUGCAGUAUCUUUCUUGACCUAUGUAAAGCCUUUGAUACUGUCAACCAUCAGAUCCUGCUACAGAAAUUGUACAGAUACGGGAUCUGUGGUGUCCCUCUCCAGUGGUUUAAAAGCUAUCUUGAAAGCAGAACACAGUAUGUUUAAGUUGAAAAUGUUAAAUCAAACCCACUUUCUAUCCAAUGUGGUGUACCACAAGGUUCUACCCUUGGCCCACUUCUGUUUUUGAUAUAUAUCAAUGACAUACCGAGUUGUUUAGAAAAGGCAAAUAUUAGAACAUUUGCUGAUGACACCACUCUAUUCUACUCUUCCAAUUCUCUACAGGACCUUGAAAAAACUAUAAAUGAGGAAUUCAACCAUCUUCUUAGCUACUGCUCACCUAAUAAACUUUCUGUAAACUUUAAGAAAACCCACUAUAUGACAAUCUCCUCCCCCCCCCAAAAAAGCAAAUAAACUUAAGCUUAAUUUAUGCAAUAUUGAAGAAAAAAACUACAUCAAAUACCUAGGUAUGUACAUUGACAAAAAUCUAAAUUGGGCUACCCACAUUCAGCACAUAAACAGCAAAAUAUCUAAAAACUUGGGAAUCCUUUUCAGGUUACGCCAUUUCUUAACUUUAAACACCCCCAAACAAAUAUGUUACUCACUUAUCUACCCCUUCCUUCAUUAUGGAAUUAUGAGUUGGGGAAACACAUACCCAAGUAGAUCAACUAAAGUUCAAACAAAACAAGACACUACGGAGCAUACACUUCGGCGUCGUGGUUGUGGAACUGAUUAAUUGUAAAUGCGGAGGAAUAGUAAGAAAUGAAAUAUUUUGGUAAGAGUAAGGUGUUAAUUUGUGAAAUUAUGGGAUUUGUCAGGAUAUUCUGAAAAUAGCAACAUCCAAGAGGCCUACUUGCCAAAAACUAGAAUUUCGCAACAAAUUGUCUUUUAGAUAUGAGCCCAGUUAUGCUCUGAUGACUCCAUACAAAUCCUUCUAAAUUUGACUUGGGUCAAAACGUUUAGACCUAGGUCAAAUAUGAGGUUACUGGCGGGGAAUAACAAGUCUAACAAAACAAACAGUAAAAAAAGAAUUCUCUAUUUUUCUUAGUCACAUCAGGCUUCAAAAACAGCAUAGCAGUCUCAUGUACUGAUUAAAGAUAUGUAAGGCAUGGGUAAGGAGUCAAUUACGUUGAGCAUGGAAUUGGCUAAAACUCAAUGCUACGAGUUCGAAUGUUUUGAGGGUAAUUAUUCAGACUUUCAGCACGCAAGGAUGUCGGAUUAACAUAAGGAAGUUUAAUACCAAAGGAACAUAGCCUUUACAGAGCUUUAAGACACAGCAUCCGCCAACACAAACUUGACUUGAACUUAAGUAAAACUAAACAGCCUCUACCAAUAAUAACAAACUCUCACUUGACCUUCAGAUAUCUUGCGGCUUCCGCCAACUUGUAAACACAGAACUUGAAAAUCGACCUUCGUCACACUUGACUAAACACAGCAGUCCAGCUCGUGGGGAAAAAACUUAGUCAAAAGAACUUGCUUGGAACUUGUAUACCGUUUGACAUAAGGUUUUAGAAAAUACUAAACAGGCGAAUAGUAGAAGCUUUUCGACAUAUCUUAUGAUUUCAGUAACUGAUGCAAAUCCGCUCACUCAUGCUGAAAUGUAAACAUGCCCUAAUUAAUUAUUCAUGAAUAAUCCAAAAACGUAGAGAACGUUCGAGAAAGUCAGGCAAUGCAUGAAAGCAAUUUUACUACGUAUCACUCAACAAAGACAAAAUGUCUUUGUGCAGCAUUUUGUAACUUAAAAUUCAUCAUAAAACAGUUUGAAAGGAGGGCUCACUCGUGAAAUGUUUUUCAACACUUGAAGAGAAAUUUCGUGUCUCUGUGCCGCCACGUAAUAUCCUCUAUUUAUUCCUCGAGUAAAUUAAAGACUAAAACUCGAAGUGAUCUCAAGAUAUCACGAAUUAGUCCGGUCUCAUUUCGUGAAAUAGCCAAAACAAGACAAAAAGUCACGCACUUGCACGCCCAAUCUUGUCCCAAAAUUAUUGUAUCAUUUCAUAACUAUUUUUCAUAUCCCGAACUAUCUUGGGUCGCAGUAGCAUAAUUGGCUAAUCCCUCAACUUAGAGUCUCCUCUGAUCUGACGGGUCACACAGGUGAGUCGGUUCAAACCCCGGGAAAGCCACAAUAUUAAUUCUUUCUUCCUCAAAAAAGUUAAAGAAUAAAUCAAAGAAAUCGAAGUGAUCUCGAGAUAUCUCGUACUAAUUCGGCUCUCACUUCAUCAAAUAGCCGAAUAAAACCGAAAACCUUCAGACUUUGCGUGGCCAAUGUUGUCAAAAAAAGUCAACUUUGAUACAUUCCUGAGCGUUGCGAAUCCUUUACUUCGUGCUCCGCCGAAGUAAUAAAUGUAUACGCUUCAUAUUUUUUAGCCAUAACAGAACAAGUAGUACACCCUACCUCAAACUUCUAGAUAUACUUAACAUAGAUAUAAGCAUUUUUAAACUCAAAAUCUCUUUGCUAGCUCACAAAAUCACACAAACACACAUUUAAGUUUAAUUGCCAUAACCAAAACUUGGGAAGAGAUUCCUACUAAGAUAAAAACACUUAGCUACCAUAAGUUCAAAAAAGAAUACAAGCGAAUUCUAGUUAACUCUCAUAGAUAACAAUGUUCACAUAAAAUGACUGCUGACAUAAUCGUCCAUAGUUGCCAUGGCACCAAGAGCACAUUUAUUACGUAUUUCCACUCAUAAUAUAGUGGUGGUUAGCUCGAAAGCUAAGCUCCUCUGACCACUGUACACUUCUAUCCAAGCCAUUAAUUUUCUUUUUUCCUUCUUCUCCUUUAUUAGUGUAUUCCUACCUUACUAUAUAUAAUGUAAAUAUUUUAUUAAAGUGUGAAUAAAAAUUGAAUUGAAUUGAAUUGCUUCCGUGUGACUUGGUCUGCUCUGCAGCGAGGGGGCUGCAGCCCCCCCAAAGUUUGAGCAACUCAGAGCUUUUGGGCAGUAAGAGAAAAUUUGGGCAAAGCCAGUUUUUAAAGACGUUUCCAUGUUUUUUAUUAUUAUUAUUUUAAAGAGAUAAAUAUUUCCUAUUUUAUCGUGAAGUCAGUGGUUGCCUAGCACGUGAUGAGUUUCUGGUUAUAAGGGAAUGGUAUCAUAUGCUGACUUUUUUUAUUGCUGGUCACUGUACUGCACUGCACUAGCUGGAAAGGCCCAUUUCUACGGGGUUCGCACGCACCUUGAAAGUCCUUGAAAGUCGUUGAAAUUUGAAAUAAAAAGUUCAAGGCCUUGAAAGUCCUUGAAAAUUGUAGUCGGUGCUGGAAAGUCCUUGAAUUUCGGUGCUAACUUUAUCCAACCCAGAUUCUCAAGUACCUAAUAUGAAAGACCUUCAGGCUAAAAUUGCUCAUGUUGUGGUAGAACUAAAAAAGACAUAGACUCAAAUCUCUUUUUUGCACUGAAUGGAGUCCUUGAAAAAUGCGAAAUGUGUCCUUGAAAGUCCUUGAAAAGUCCUUGAAGUUUUUGUUCAAAAAAGGGUGCGAACCCUGUUUCUAGUAGUGAAUUGAUUAGAAUAAGCUUCCGCAUAACUUUCUAGAAUCACCUCCGCUCCUAGAAGAGUGUAUGGCAGAUAGCAUCAGCAAUAGGUCUGAAAGUGAAGAAGUGGCUGCAGACUAAUUCGCAGUUUGAAUUACGAAAGAAUCUUAAUUUUUUACAAAAAAUCUAUCGAGCGGUUUAAAAAUUAUUCACUAAUUUGUUUUAAAAAAAGUAGACCGAAAUGUUUACAAAGCCCCUAAAAAGAGCGUCAUCUUACUUCUUUAUAGCAAUUGGCCAGAGCUAUCUCCAUGAUCUUUCACACACGUUUUUAAAGAGACUGAAACUACUAUGAGGUGAAAUUACAUGUCAUAAGCGCUUCAUUUUCUUCAGAUAAUGACUAUAAACAUCAAGAUUUUCCUUUUUUACCGUAUUUCUAACAAUAAAAACUUCAUCCCAAAAUAUUUCGAUAAUGCUCUUAUACAGUUAUAAUUUAUUAUUAAAAGAUAAAACAACUUCUACUUAAUUACAGCACUGACAGCAGAGCGCCACAUGUUUUCUGAUAAUGUGUGGCCAGCAGUGUGAUUGUACUGUGAAAGCAAUGAUAACCAGAUUCUGCUAAACAUUGAAUGUUCAGAAUUAAAAAAAUUGGUUGACAUUGUGAUUAAAGUCACACCUACAUCAAGUAUUAGGACUAAUUGGUACUACUAGGACAGUCAUUUUAAUUUCUUAUUUUUCCCUUUCAUCAGCAAUGGCUGCCUCAUCCAGUCAACCUGAGACUAU
Porites lobata is the source of this 6714-nucleotide messenger RNA. NCBI's taxonomy places the organism in Eukaryota, Metazoa, Cnidaria, Anthozoa, Scleractinia, Poritidae. The record is from the annotation of a GenBank genome assembly.